AUGCCCGAGAGGCCGACUGCCACGGGUUACCUAUUGGGGGCAUCAUUGGGAUUAAUAGUUGCUGUCUGGGUCUUUGCCCCAUCAUAUCCUCACGAUCACGACUCGGCAAACGCCAGUACUCGGAAGAAAAAUGUGGUUGGGCUCGUAAAUCCUGCGAACGACUGCUUCAUCAACUCGGUACUCCAGGCGCUGGCUGGGUUGGGGGAUCUACGAGUAUAUCUUAUCCGGGAGACACAUAGGAGGAAGCUCGAUGGGCCCGAAGUGUAUUCACAGCUUGUGAUGGACCCCGCAAGGAGGAACAUGCCACCAUGGAAGGUUGAGGGUCUGCAAGCCGGGAUGGUCACUCAGGGAUUGAAGGAGGUAUUGGAUAAACUGAACGAGCGUCCUAUACAAAGGAAGUCCAUAUCCGCGGCCCCGUUUGUGCAAGUUCUAGAGGCGGCGUUCAAGCAGAGAAUAAGCCGGCAGCAGCAGGAUGCGCAGGAAUUCCUGCAGGUGGUGGCUGAGCGGUUAUGCGAUGAGUAUCAUGCCGGACAUCGAGCGAGGAAGAAUGCGAGGAAGAUACCGAAUGGCACAAGUAUGAAUGGUGGGAGCCCGAACGGUACGAGCCCAGAUGCCACGGGUACGAACAGCCCCUCAGAGCAAGUAUCCGCAGAUCAACAACUGAUUGGGCUUUCCCUCGAGGAUGAGGAAUCGUUGAAUCCCGAAAGUGCCUACCCCAAAGAAGAGGGGUUUCCAUUGGAAGGUGUUUCAGAAUCUCAAAUCGAGUGCUUGACAUGCGGAUUCAAGCCAAACUCCACCAAGUCGACCUUUUGCACCUUAACUUUGAGUGUUCCUGAAUAUAAUUCUACUCUGAGCUCGAUAUUCGACCAAAUGUUCAAGACGGAAUAUAUCGAGGACUUUAAAUGCGAGAAAUGCCGGUUACAGCACGCUAUAUAUACCUUUGAGCAAGAGAUGGCCAAAUCAAACUCGGAGAAGUUCAAAGCAAAGACUCAAAAGGCAAUCGACAGGAUAAAACUUGCAAUCGAGACGGAUCCAGAGGAGCAGCUCCUGGAGGUAGAGUUGCCAGACAGGAAGUUUGCACCCAAACGAAAAAUCGCCAAACAUGUCCAGAUUUCCGAGUUUCCAAAGGCUAUCGCCAUUCAUCUCUCAAGAUCAAUACACGAACUUGGGAAGUCCACAAUGAAAAACUCGUCCAAAGUCUCAUUUGAGGAAAAGCUAUGCUUGGGAGGUCUUACAAAUCGAAGAACGUACAGACUCUCCAGCAUCGUCUGUCACAAAGGCAGCCAUCAAUCAGGACACUACGAGACCUUCCGGCGCCAAGCCAUCCCACAACACUUCCCUGUACACAACGCGUUCAAAAAGUCUGCUGUAUAUAGCAAACCCUCAACUCCAAUAUCCUCACAUAUCUCAACACCACAAGUAGAACCGGUUCAAAGAUUCGGCGAAGUAUCCGGAGACACCAGCACGUUGUCUUCAACACCUGAGCUCCUCUCACCCGCCUCCGCAGCAUCAUCCUCCCCCUCACUACCCUACACGAACGGCCACACACACCUCAACGGCAACGCCCUAUCACCAGUAGCCUCAGGAUCGACCUCCAGCGACACAACAGCUAAGAACCUCGGUCCAACCUCAGCACCUCGAGAUUCAGAAACGAGCAGCAUCCGCUCCAUCGCGCGCUCCGCACGUUCGAGCCUGUCGAAAGUCCCCAGCAUCUCGAGAUCCAAGGCUUCAACGUCUUCUCCGCCAGUAGCCGAAGAAAACGGAACAGCAAAUGUUACCUCUGAGACGAACGGUGCGCCAAAGGAGCUAAAGCCUGCUCUGAAGAAGAAGAAACAGAGCAAUCGAUGGUGGCGGAUUAGCGAUGAGAAGGCUAAGGAGGCGAAGACGAGUGAGGUGCUUGCUAUGCAGCGGGAGGUGUAUCUUCUGUUCUACGAACUGGAUAAGGAUGAAUAG
Hyaloscypha bicolor E is the source of this 1953-nucleotide messenger RNA. RefSeq names its product cysteine proteinase. The coding region runs from base 1 to 1953 and encodes 650 amino acids. Lineage: Eukaryota; Fungi; Ascomycota; Leotiomycetes; Helotiales; Hyaloscyphaceae. Gene Ontology annotation, cellular component: nucleus; cytosol. Gene Ontology annotation, biological process: protein deubiquitination. The record is from RefSeq and is a predicted model, not a curated record. The transcript has a single exon. Gene Ontology annotation, molecular function: cysteine-type endopeptidase activity; cysteine-type deubiquitinase activity.